Exophiala xenobiotica is the source of this 3277-nucleotide messenger RNA. RefSeq lists its product as uncharacterized. The transcript has 2 exons. The record is from RefSeq and is a predicted model, not a curated record. Lineage: Eukaryota; Fungi; Ascomycota; Eurotiomycetes; Chaetothyriales; Herpotrichiellaceae. Gene Ontology annotation, biological process: pteridine-containing compound metabolic process. Gene Ontology annotation, cellular component: cytoplasm. The coding region runs from base 501 to 2939 and encodes 812 amino acids.
ACGAGCCAUUACCAUCAUUCUCUCCUCCAACCUGAUUUAUACCAAACUCCUUGCAUUCUAGUAACACCCUGCAGCUGUUAAGGUUCUGUCAGGCGCAGGAAAACUUGGCGGACUGUUGCGGGUUGAUCUUGAAUUCGUGUCGAGCAUCUACUUACAUCCUGGUUAAACCUGGAUAUUCAUUUCACAUGGUUGCUAUGUGAACAUCACCCCACAAACUGGUUACAUCAUUGCCUGCCUCUGUCUCCCGGCCUUGGUUAUCAUCGAAUUUCUACCGGUCACCGACUAUUCCCUCGAAUUCAUCCGUCAAAUCCGAAGCAAGCUAGGUGCCUCAGUCAAACGGUGCCAACCAUCUGCCCAUCCUGACCAAAUCUGAUAUCGUCGGAAUCCUCAAUGCCACACCCUCUGGAAUGAAAAGGCAGACAUAAGAUGUGGCGAUGACUAUCCAAUAACGGUGCGCACAAGCAGUAGGAGGUUGCUUCAUCACCCGCGAUAGAGCCAAGAUGGGUAAUUCUCAGACGAAGGAGGCACGUGGGCAGGGCUCUACAGGCUCUCGGGUCAGUGGCAGCAAUAGCCCGGCUCUGCGACAGGAUGGACAAGCAAAUGGCCAGGAAAUACCGAUUCGACCAUAUUCAUCUUCUCGACAGACAAGAGCAGCUCGCGAUUUCACCUUUCUCGGAAUUGGGGGAAGCAGUGACCAAGACGCCCCAUCGCUCGAAGCGAAAAGGGAAACAAAACAGGAAAGGGAAGCAAGGAAGGCAGAGAAAGAGAGAGCAGCAAGACUCAAGGAGCGCGAGCGGAGCAUGAAAGAGGAGAAUGUUGAUGGUGGCUAUCUCGUCACACAGGGUGUUUACGUUGGCGCGGAAGAUUUCAACAAAGGUAUUGUUCGGCAACUCAUGAUUGAACGCAGGCUAGCGCCGUUCUGGAGAGGCUUAAACGACUUUUCGGAUUCCUGGGCUGAACAUCAGCUUAUGGCUGCCGCUCGAGGUAUGGCAAUCCCUCCGGCCGACGAGGUACCUCCGGAACUCGAAUACCAGCUUGCCAAAAGAAUCACAUCAGACAAAACCACUCAGUCAGCCAUGAAGAACCUCACAAUACCCAUCCAAGGCAGGUCACAGUCAUUCCAGUCGGACAGAUCAGCUCCUCUGUCGCCUGCUAUGAAUUCUUUACCGCUCCCUUCUCCCGGUUCUAUGCGGCCCGCCAGCCCUAGCGGCAACAUCUUGAGCAGAACUCGAGCUAAAACAUUGGCUUCAUUGACGACAUCUUCUCGGGGCAGUUCUCAAGCUGAUAUGACGCCCAGAGAGUUCCAACUCCCUCCAGACCCUUUUGUGAAUGGACAGCCAAUCGAAGUCUACCUAUAUAAAGAUGCCGCAGAAUGCCCCAUUUGCUUUUUAUAUUAUCCGCCAUAUCUCAACACCACUAGAUGCUGUGAACAACCAAUCUGCUCAGAAUGUUUCGUGCAGAUAAAGAGGCCAGAUCCGCAUCCUCCCGAACAUGAACAGCCCGAUCCAAAUGCACCGCCUGUUCCAGAAGCUGAACGUGAAGCACAAGCGGAAGGCUUGCUUGUCUCGGAGAUUGCGACAUGCCCCUACUGCAAGACACCUGAUUUCGGCAUUACAUAUACACCACCGCCAUUCCGCAGAGGGCUGACCUAUGGUGUUGGAUCUCAACCGUACCAGAUUAUGUCAGCGAGGUCUUCUCAAACCUCCGUAUCUUCAGGAAAUCUGUCUCCUGGUCCUGGCCGAAGACGCGGGACCUCACUCUCAGCAAAUGCGCCUGAAGUGAUUACCACCGACAAGAUUCGUCCGGACUGGGCCACCAAACUUGCAGCUGCUCGAGCUCAUGCUGCUCGCCGAUCUGCAGCAGCCACCGCUUUACACACAGCAGCCUAUUUAAUGAACGGCCAAAACCCUGAUUCCAGAUCGUUCUCAGGGUUCGGCCGAAGAAACGUGCUCAGGCGAUCAACACUGGACAAUGUUGAGAGCAACAGCAAUCCUAGUUUGAAUGCUCUUGCCAUGCUAGCGGAGCGGCAUGCUGCACGUCAGCAAGAGUCUUCUCCUAACGAAAGUCGACCAAAUCCAUUUUUGCCUCCUCCACGCGGAAGCAGCUCUCGGAGGAGUCGGAUGGAUGACCUUGAAGAUAUGAUGAUGAUGGAAGCCAUCAGAUUAAGCUUAGCAUCCGAAGAAGACCGUCGGAGGAAGGAAGAAAAAGAAGCUCGCAAAGAAGCAAAGAGAAAAGAAAAGGAAAGCAAAAAGGUGGAAAAGGCUGCCAGGAAGAACAGUCUUUUCACUCUCAACUCCAACACCAGUACUGCUGACGCAUCCAGCAUGGAGAGAUCUCGCAGCAAUCUGUCCCUAGGUCAAGAUGACGACUCUAUCUCCGGAAAGGGCAAAGGCGUCGAGCGUGAUGGGACCCCUCCCCAGGAAGGAGCGAAGCUGGAGGAUGAGAGCCUACGGCCGUCGUAUAUCCCAGCUCUAUCACUCUCGGGUACGAGUCAAGAAUCCAUCGCAUCGUCCAUUCCAAUUCCCACCGCCUCCGAGCCCUUUCGGAGAUCACACCUCCGACAGAUGUCCAAUGCUUCAUCAGCCUCGUCUUCGUUUGUUGAGUCAGGUCCCGUGGCUACUUUUUCGGGUACUGGGACACCACCACCAGGAAGCUUGGAGCCAAUGUUCAAUUUUAGAAGUCUGGCAGCCAUGAUUGGCCAGGACGAGAAAGGGGAGAACAGCGCACACGUUGAGAAUGCUGAUGAACCCUCACCAACCUCGUUUGAAGAAGAUCAAGGCCACUCACCGUUGGCCAAGGACGAAGGCGCCCCAACAAUGGGUGAUAUGAGUCCUUCUGGAUCUUCAGAAACGGACUCUAGGAAGGUAUCUGAGGAUGACUCGGCGUUGACGAAGGAGAGACAUGUCGUUGAGACAUCGGCAGCUGUCUCAGAUGUAUGAAAUUGAAGAGACCAGGAAUAUCGGAUGUCAGGAUAGGGAACUGCGGCGUUCGGAGCGAUCCCCUCUGGUUCGAUGCCGAGAACAUCUUGCCAUUUUUCUUGGAAUGGUCCACGCAUGACGGAUUCGUACAAUGUUGGACUCUUGAGAGAUGAGUCCCGGGGUGGAUUAUGUCACUCACUGCCUCUCGAGUUAUGAAGAGCAUUCGGGAGGAUUUAUCUGCGGCUGGUUGCUGCAGGAAGACGUACGAGUGCCACUUCUCGAAAUAUAGAGCUUCAGAAAUACAUGUGGAAUGUCUCUUGUCACCUGUGGCAUGGUGUCAUUUCGCUUUUAUUUGAAAC